Panicum hallii is the source of this 4554-nucleotide messenger RNA. Its product is annotated as elongator complex protein 1. Gene Ontology annotation, molecular function: tRNA binding; protein binding. NCBI's taxonomy places the organism in Eukaryota, Viridiplantae, Streptophyta, Magnoliopsida, Poales, Poaceae. Gene Ontology annotation, biological process: tRNA wobble base 5-methoxycarbonylmethyl-2-thiouridinylation. The transcript is spliced from 5 exons. The record is from RefSeq and is a predicted model, not a curated record. Bases 228 to 4208 code for a protein of 1326 amino acids. Gene Ontology annotation, cellular component: cytosol; elongator holoenzyme complex.
CCCAAUCCCGCAAACCCACCCCUCCUCGUCCCCGCUCGCCACCCACGCCCAGGACCGCCGCCGCCGCCUCUCCCCCGCUCACGGCAACGGCUCCCUCGGUGCCCCCGCCCGUCAUCGACGAGCCCGAAAAAGCGGAGCGAUCGAGAGGAGGGAUUGAGGGCAAGCGAAAGAAAAGCUCCUCGAGCUACUAAACCCCUAAAACCCUCGGCGUCGGAGGCGGCGGCGAGAUGAAGAACCUGCGCCUUGUGACGAGGCUCCCGCAGCAGCUCCAGCUCCAGCUCGGCGGCGAAACCCUCGUCGCCUCCGCGAUCGACCCCGAGCGCCGCCGCGCCUUCUUCGCCUCCUCCGUCAACUUCAUCUACACCGUCCAGCUCCCCGCCGCCUCCGCACAGGGACAGCAACCACUGCCAUGGAGUAAAAUUACUGCUCAACACUCCGACGUGGAGGAGGUUGUUCUUGAGCCUGGAGAUUGCAUAGUUGCCAUGGAUUAUCUCAUGGAGAGGGAGUCUCUACUCCUUGGUUCAUCGGCUGGUUGCCUGCUCUUGUAUAAUGUGGAGGAAAAAACAACCGAAGUUGUUGGAAGACUGGAAGGUGGUGUCAACACCAUUGCCUCUAGCCCUGAUGGUGCUCUUCUUUCUGUAACCACUGGACUUGGGCAGCUGCUUGUCAUCACACAGGAUUGGGAAGUGCUGUUUGAGGCUUCUCUUGAUCCUCAUGAUGCUACCAUAGGCGACAAAGACAGUACCGGUUGUCAGAUACGAAGCUCAAUUUCUUGGCGUGGGGAUGGGAAAUAUUUUGCUACACUUGGGGCCCUUGAUGGCGCCAUUGGCCCUACAAAGCUUACUAUAUGGGAACGUGAAUCAGGAAAGGUUCAUUCAUCUUCGGAUGCCAAAACUUUUAUGGGAGCAUUGUUAGAUUGGAUGCCUAGUGGAGCCAAGGUUGCCACAGCCCAUGAUCGGAGGGCAGAGGGAAAAUGCCCUCUCAUUGUAUUCUAUGAAAAGAAUGGCUUAGAGAGGAGCCACUUUUCCAUUGAUGAGCCAGCAGAGGUUGCCAUUCAUGCUUUAAAAUGGAACUGCAAUUCCGAGAUCCUAGCUGCUCUGGUUUCUUCUGAGCAGCAUGAUGUUAUUAAAAUAUGGUCCUGCAGGAACAAUCACUGGUACUUGAAACAUGAACUGCGGUACACAAAGGAAGAGAGGGUGAAGUUCUUUUGGGAUCCAACGAAACCAAUGCAUCUGAUUUGCUGGACACAGGGUGGCCAAGUCAUUAUUCACAGGUUUUCUUGGACUACCGCAGUCAGUGAGACUUCAGUUGCACUUGUUAUUGAUGGUUCCCAUGUUCUUGUUACUCCUCUUAAUUUGGGCCUCAUGCCACCUCCCAUGUCUCUGUUCCACCUCGCAUUUCCUUGUGCAGUGAAUGAGGUUUCUUUUGUGUCCAGUAACUCAAAGACCCACUUGGCUGCUUAUCUCUCAAAUGGCAGCUUGUGUGUACUGGAGCUUCCAGCACCAGAUUCUUGGGAAGAAUUUGAAGGCAACAGGAUAAAUGUUGACCCUUGCUGUUCUGGCUUCACUCUGGAUAACUGUAUGCACCUUGCUUGGAUAGAUACCCACACCUUGAUUGGCAUCUGUUGCCAUAGCGAACGCUGCUGUUCAACACCGACUGGGUCCAGUGAAACUAGUAACCUGGUACACAAACAUGAUUCACUGUUUUCCAUCAAUGAGAUUGAACUUGUACGUUCAGAGGAUUCUGUGCCAGGUUCAGUGAUUUCAUCUGGUUGGCAAGCUAGAGUAUCAAAGAAAGUGCCAAUGCAGAGUUCAGUCAUUGGAGUCUCUCAGAAUCCAGCAAAAAAAGGUUCAGCCUUCAUUCAAAUUAGUGGAGGAAGGAUUGUUGAGUACUGUUCAAGUUUAAAUCUGUUGAAAAUGUCAGCACAACUCAAUGAGGUUGAUUCUGACCAUGGUUUUCCAGCAGCAUGUCCUUGGAUGACUGCAGUUCUGUGCCAUGAAAAUGGUAUGGCUCAACCCUUUCUCUUUGGACUUGAUGAUAACAGCAACCUUUAUAUGGGCAAAAGGUUAUUGAGCAACAACUGCAGCAGCUUCACAUUCUACUCCAGUGCUUAUGGAACCACUGAGCGAGUUAUGAGCCACUUACUUGUGACUACUAAGAAAGAUCUUCUAUUCAUUGUGGAUAUCAAUGAGAUCUUUCUUAAAGACAAUGAGGUGACAGUUGACAGCCAUGUCAGUAGCCAUCCUCGAGGAAAGCAAAGCAAAGAGCACAUCACUGUGUGGGAAAAGGGAGCAAAGUUGGUUGGUGUUCUCCAUGGUGAUGAAGCAGCUGUCAUAAUGCAAACUACACGUGGUAACUUAGAGUGUACUUACCCUAGAAAGCUGGUCCUUGUUUCAAUUGUUCAGGCAUUGGCUCAGAGGCGUUUCAAAGAUGCAAUGGACAUGGUGAGGCGGCAUCGGAUAGAUUUCAAUAUCAUUGUUGAUUAUUGUGGUUGUAAUGUUUUUAUCAAGUUAGCAGCAGAUUUUGUCAAACAAGUUAAUAACCUUAGCCACAUCACUGAAUUUGUUUGCUCAAUGAAGAACAGCAAUUCAAGCAGCAAAUUGUAUGAAGCCUAUAUGUCUUUCCCUGAUCACUCUACGGACUCGAUGGUUGAUAAUGAGUGCAACAAAGUCACUUCUGUACUGAUGGCAGUUGGAAAAGCCCUUGAGGAACAAAUGGAAGAGAGCUCAUCAAGAGAACUUUGUGUUCUGACCACUUUAGCCCGUAGUGAACCUCCAUUAUUGGAGGAAUCACUAAACAGAAUAAAAGCAAUUCGAGAAUUGGAACUUCUUGGCGUUGAUGAUGCCAGGAGAAAACUUUACCCUUCUGCUGAAGAGUCUCUGAAGCACUUGCUUUGGUUAACAGACACUGAAGCUGUUUUCGGUGCUGCUUUGGGGUUGUACGAUCUGAAUCUUGCUGCUAUCGUUGCUUUGAAUUCCCAAAAAGAUCCAAAAGAGUUCCUCCCAUUUCUCAAGAGUCUUGAAUGCCUUCCUCCUGCUGUCAUGAGAUACACGAUUGAUUUAAGGCUUGGAAGAUAUGAGAGUGCCCUCAGAAACAUUGUUUCUGCUGGUAACGAGUACCACGAGGAUUGCAUGAAGCUCCUUAAUGCUAAUCCUCAGCUGUUCCCACUGGGCCUCCAGUUAUUUAAUGAAUCAGAUAAAAGGAAUGAAAUUCUUGAGGCAUGGGGCGACCAUCUUUCUGAAGAGAAAUGCUUUGGAGAUGCCGCAUUGACUUACCAGUGCUGUUUGUCAUAUCAGAAAUCAUUGAAAGCUUACCGUGCUUGUGGGGACUGGAAAGGCGUGUUUACUGUUGCAGGUCUUUUGGAGUUAGAAAAGGAGGAAAUUACUCAGCUUGCACACGAGUUAUGUGAUGAGUUCCAAGCUCUCGGCAAGCCAGGAGAUGCUGCUAGAGUAGCACUGGAGUAUUGUUCAGAUGCCGAGAGAGGUGUAAGUUAUUAUAUCACGGCAAGGGAAUGGGAAGAGGCUCUUAGAGUUGCUUAUAUGCUUAGCAGGCAUGAUCUGGUUGGAACUAUUAGAGAUGCAGCUUUGGAUUGUGCCGCAUCGCUGAUAUCCGAGUACCAGGAAGGACUGCUGAAGGUUGGUAAAUAUGUAGCACGUUAUGUGGCUGUGCGGCAGAGGAGAUUGUCGCUUGCUGCCAAACUCCAGUCAGAAGAUCGGUUUAUGGAUGUUGAAGAUGACAGCGUUUCAGAAGUGAGCACUAGCUUCAGCGAAAUGAGCGCAUAUACCACAAGGUCAACCAAGGAGUCAAGUGCUUCGGUCAUAUCCAGCAGCGCCAGCAAGUCACGAGGAGCAAGGCGGCAAAAAAAAGGUGGCAAGAUACGAGCUGGAAGUCCUGGGGAGGAGAUGGCCCUUGUGGAGCAUCUCAAGGGGAUGGCGCUGACAGACGGUGCUGAAAAUGAGCUGAAGAACCUUCUCGUGGUUCUAAUACAAUUGGGGAAAGAAGAAACUGCCCGUCAGGUGCAGCAGGCUGCAGAUAGCUUUGAAGUGUCUCAAAGGGCUGCAGUGAAGUUGUCUGAGGAUACAGUAUGUAACGACAAGGUAGAUGAGAACGUUCACACCCUUGAGCAUUACAUAAGAAUGCUGAGGGCUCAUGGGUCAGGUCAUAGCGAGACUGGUUCAUGGCGAAUCAAAGCAUUGUCUCCCCCUUGAUGGCUUGUUUGGUUAGUGCCCUCCCCAAGGGGGUUGAGGGGGCUCAUGACUUCAGACUUGCAAACGAUUUCAAGCUGGCUGUAAAAGAGGAGCACAGUUUUGCUAUUACUGAACAUUGCGAGCAGAUCAAACACCAGUCUUCUGUCAUGCAGGUUUUAAUGUCUUGUAUAUCCGGCCACUAUUGCCAUUUGCUAUUCACAUACACCGAACGGUUGGAGCUGUUAAUAUGCUUGUUAGUAUAUUAACAAGGAUACAGAAGGCUAACCAAUUUCAUUUGCAUUUUCUUUUUUGAAUUUCAUUAGCAGUUAACUGAGUUGAUUUGUGAAUACAAUUUUUACUUCUGAAA